UGGCCGCCUCCCCGCGGCUCCCUUCGGCGGGCGGGACGCGGAGCCGGAGCCGAGCGGACCCGGAGCGGCUCGGAGCGCCCGGCGAGGAGAAGCCAUGAGCCCCGAGGAGAAGCCGCCGCCGCCUCAGGCCGGGCGCUGCCGCGGUGCCCGCCUGCCGCAGCCCCAGCCCCAGCCGCAGCCGCAGCCCCGUCGGGGCGGGCUGCUGUCGGAGAUCCGCACGGCCAUCCGCAGCGAGCCCUUCCACCUGCGGUACCGCCUCAGCCCCGGCCGCGAGCUGGGCAGAGGGAAAUUUGCAGUGGUGAAGAAAUGUAUCCAGAAAGACACCGAAAAAGAGUUUGCAGCAAAAUUCAUGAGAAAAAGAAGAAAGGGUCAAGACUGUCGGAUGGAAAUAAUCCAUGAAAUUGCAGUCCUUGAGUUGGCGCAAUGCAACCUGUGGGUCAUUAACUUGCAUGAAGUUUAUGAAACUGCAACGGAGAUGAUUUUAGUCCUGGAAUAUGCCGCUGGAGGUGAAAUCUUUGACCAGUGUGUUGCUGAAAGAGAGGAAGCCUUCAAAGAAAAAGACGUUAAGCGACUUAUGAAGCAGAUCCUGGAAGGAGUUUCAUUCUUGCACAGAAACAAUGUAGUUCAUCUUGACCUAAAGCCCCAAAACAUUCUACUAACCAGUAAGUCUCCUCUGGGAGACAUAAAGAUAGUAGAUUUUGGCCUUUCCAGAAUAAUGAAGAGCAGUGAGAACUAAGAGAAAUUUGGAACUCCAGAAUACGUAGCUCCUGAAAUUCUGAGUUAUGACCCAAUCAACAGCACCGAUAUGUGGAGCAUUGGAGUACUGGCAUAUGUUAUGCUAACAGGGAUAUCGCCUUUCUUAGGGGAUGAACAAGAAACAUUCUUAAAUAUAUCUCAAAUGAACGUAAGUUACUCUGGAGAAGACUUUGACCUCAUAUCAGAGUCUGCUGUGGAUUUCAUCAAAACUUUGCUGGUUAAGAAACCCGAGGAACGGGCAACUGCUGAGGAAUGUCUUCAACAUCCAUGGUUAGAACAAAGUGAUGAACCUAUUUCCAGGGCCUGGAAUGAGAGUGCAGGAGGGGAGAGCAGCAAUGUCACCCAGCAAGAUGCAGAUUCUGCCUCUGAAAAAUCUGUUGAUGUUGAGAAAAACCGAGGAGGAAGAAUCAAUAGUGACAGAAGACUAAUUGUAGUGGCUUCAUAUACACUGGGACAAUGUAGGCAGUCAGAAAAAGAAAAAGCAACUGAGCAGAAAGCCAUUUCCAAACGAUUUAAAUUUGAAGAACCAUUGCUGCAAGAAAUACCAGGAGAAUUCAUUUACUGAACUGUGUGGCGCUUCAUAGCUAUAACUGGAAGGAAAUGUUUUCUGCUAAACAAAAUACCCUAGCCAAGGGAAUCUCUGAUAUGCAGUAAAUGUUCUAGAUAAAAGAAAUGUUGAUAGGUGCAUCUAAGGAAAAUGUGCCAAGUUUUUAAUUUUAUGGAACAGAUAAAACAAGAUUUCAAGUGGCUGACAGGAAUUUAAUGAAGAUAAAAGCUUAUUUUUUGUUUGCAAUUUUUAUUUCAUAUGUUUUUUGUCUCUGAGUAGCAGACAAAUUUGUAAUUGUUCUAAUGUUCUGGAGAAGUUGACAUAGCAGGUGUUUCAGUAACAGAUGUCAAGAGGAGUAUAUUUUAGGACAUGUUUUGUCAUUCAAAGUAAAUACAUAAUGCUGGGUUUUCCUCAAACACCUUUUAGCACUCCUGACUUCAGUGGAACUAUCUGCUGAUCUUAAAGUGUAUGAGAGAAUUUGACUGACUGGUUUGACAUACAGAUUUCAAAGCUAUGCUCUGUGUAUAUUCUUUGUUUUCAUCAAGUCCAAAGACUCAGACUUAUUUGGUGUAUAGCCAAACAGUGAGCUGGGUUCCUCUAGCAAGAGAUGCAUAUGUCCCACAGGUAAAGAAAUCUUAGCAGUGAACAAUUCCAGAUACAGUGGUGAUGAUUUUAUUUAUUUGGGAGAGUACAGUAAAAUCCUGCUCUGGAGAGUGAUAAAUGUACUUGUCAGUCAGUCUCGAGAACCAGCAGAGACUGUUCCCUUUCCCUCCUGUAUUGGGCUGGAUGCACUAACAGCACAGCUUAGUGUAGCUGCACAGUGUUGAUGCGUGGGCAAAAAAGAAAGCGACACAGGGUCUGAUGUAGCUCUGCUGGAGUUACUGAACUUCUCUCCACUGACUUCAACAUGUUAGAUCAGACUGUUUAUCAGACUUACGAUAAAUCAGGCCCUUGAUUUCCCCCCACCCCACGAACUCAGCUUGGGUUUUGCUGGGAGCAUGAGGUCAUUGCUGCCUUCUUUCUGUUCCUUUAACAGCUGCUUCAAGGAAGAAAGAAGCAUCCUUAGGCUAAAUUGCAAACCUUGCUCAGUGUAACUAUCAGAGGAAGCAGUAUCUUCUUCCUGAUCUGAAACAACAAAGCACAACUCAUACCUCAUGCUUCCCAGUCGCUCUCCCUUAGACACUUGGAAAAACUGCAUGUGUAUGAUGGGGCAGAGUGGGAUUAGGGAGCUGCGUGGAUGGGUCAGUUCUCAGUGGACACAGGUCCCUCAGAGGGUAAAGCUGGGACCAACCAGGCAUCAAAGUUGACAGGGUUUUGCAGUGUAGAAGUCUGAGGAUCUUGGACUGAGUCCUAGUUUUCUAAGAAAUCUUUAAUAUCGUUGCUGUUCCAAAGUUUAUUUUUUAUGUAAUUGAAGUUUAGUACUAUUAUAUUGCAUACUGUUAACUAUUCAACUAUUUAUUUGGUUUCCUAUGCUGUUCCUUUAUAAUAAACCCUGACAAAAGUUUUCUUGCUAUAAAAUAAUGAAUAGAAACUCCUAAGCUAGUUUUCCCUUUUUUUUUUUUUCCUUCUGUGUUGCCACAGACUUUCAUUUCUAAUGUACUGGGAAUGUUCUCUUUCUAGUGAACAGGAUUUUUUAUGUUAGUGUUACAGCUCCUUCACACAAAAGGUAACAGUAUUAAUAACAAAAACAGUAGUGGUGGGGAUCUGAUUAGUAUUGCUGUAAGGGUGGCAGAAAAAGCACCAGUAAAGAAGAAAUCUGAACAAAAAGCACUGUCAAACUGAGUGUGGCAAUGUGAAUUUUUCCGUAACACCAGGGGGCUGGUUGCCUUUGCUCGUAGCCACAUCAGAAAAACAGCGCCUAAGUUAAACUAUCAGGCUUCUUCCCCUAUGGAAUUACAUGCUGAAUGUUCAUGUAGGUAGGGCAACAUCUUGCUCCUUGAAGACCUUUAAGAAGGCAUCCAGUAGUCAAGAAUUGAGCUUGGAUGUAAUUUAUAUUGCAAAGCAGAGAUGCCUUACAUACUUUGGAGAAAUUCGACAUUUCCUGUUGUUUUUCUUUAACCUCCUGUAGAUAGCUUCUCACUACUGUGCAAUUUUCUUUGAUAUCUGUGUCUGCUGAUUAGUAGAAGUCAAACAAGACUCUGAGCUAACAGGGUACUUGUGUUACCUGGGCAUUUCUGGAGGCAAAUGGUAGCUGCGGUGCUGCAUGCUUGUGGCCCCUGCCCUACCUCCACUGCUGAUCUUUCAGAUGUUUUAAGCAAGACAGUACUCUUCAUUUCUUCUACUGCUUAGUCAGUGGUCUGGGGUGCGAUAUGUCUUGCUAUUCAUCUGCCAGUGCACUCUGACUCUUCCACAUCCAUGCUUCCUUGCUUUCACAAAGCUGAGCAAAGCUCUGAGAUGGGGGCACGUUCACAUUCCCCCCCUUACAAAUCUAAUUUCUGUUGCCCGCAUCUAUCAUACUGCCUAAGUGUGUAAGAAUAACAACAAUUCGUGGUUGCUCAUAGCAAGCAUGCUAUAGGCCAUUUGAGAGGCCUAUAAGCUGUUUCAAAUUCUGUUUGUAACCGCAGAUUGUAACUCAACAGUAGAUGCUGAGCAGCUCACAUUCUGUCCCAUAUUCACUGUUAGUGACAAAGGAGCAGGACGUGUAAAUGAACCACAAGGUCAGCUUCUUCUGAAUUGGCUGCUUCGAGAUUUCCAGGGGGCUGCAUUUUUGUUUAGCUUUUUGUGCCUUAACGUGCUUUUGUACAGUGUUAUUGGCAUCGUUAAGAACGUGUAUAAAGUUGUGAAAGUUUAACAGUGUAAGUUAUAAACACGGCAUCUGAGAUGGGCCCUAUAAUAGGAAAUUUUCCUAAGGUGUAACUGCAGGACUAUCCGCCACUCCCACACGUUUAAAGCAAUUUCUGUGCCACUGUAAGUGUGAGUAAAGCCGUAGUGAGGUACUCUUUCCUUACACUAGAGGAAGGGGCUUUUGAGGCUGAUGUUCUUGAGAGGCCGAGCUGCCAGUGAAGCAAUAUGUUCAGGCUGGGAACAAACCCCAGCUCAUGAAGAAGGGCUGAUUCUCUGCUGACCGCAGAGACUGACGGCUGACUGCACGGACACACAGUUUUGGG
Messenger RNA from Cygnus olor (mute swan), 4410 nucleotides. It is a transcript of the gene STK17A, whose product is annotated as serine/threonine kinase 17a. Gene Ontology annotation, cellular component: nucleus. Lineage: Eukaryota; Metazoa; Chordata; Aves; Anseriformes; Anatidae. Gene Ontology annotation, molecular function: protein serine/threonine kinase activity; ATP binding. Gene Ontology annotation, biological process: positive regulation of apoptotic process; protein phosphorylation; intracellular signal transduction. The record is from RefSeq and is a predicted model, not a curated record.